Molecule: messenger RNA, 1136 nt
Organism: Pyrus x bretschneideri (Chinese white pear)
Lineage: Eukaryota; Viridiplantae; Streptophyta; Magnoliopsida; Rosales; Rosaceae
Product: monothiol glutaredoxin-S12, chloroplastic-like
Exons: 4
Coding region: 466-969 (167 amino acids)
Biological process (GO): cellular response to oxidative stress
Cellular component (GO): cytoplasm
Molecular function (GO): glutathione disulfide oxidoreductase activity
Source: RefSeq, a predicted model, not a curated record
AGUGGAACGCGUUGUUCCACGGAACAGAUUUUGGAUGAUUUUUUGUUCCACACCCCCACCCUGGAACGGGUUGUUCCACGUCUGUGGGACAGAAAUUUCCAAUAUUUUUAGACAAAAAUACCCUUGGUCUUUUUCAAAAUUUACAACUUCAAAAUCAGUUAACAAACCCUAAAAACAAAAUCUCUUCUUCUCAGCCGUUUCUCUUCACCUCUGCAUCCCUUUCCCCUUCGCAACCUUCCUGCUCAUCUUCAUCCCUUUCCCCUUCGCAACCUUCCUGCUCAUCCGCCGCCAAACCCUAACCACAAAACCCGCCUCCACCGCCUCCGACUUCGUCCGCACCCUCUCCACCGCCGCCGCCGUCGCCGAAACCUACGACGACCCAGAUGGAGUUUCAAAAAGCCAAGCAAAAAGCUCCACGAAAGCGGAAGCCAGAGACAGAGAGAGAGAGAGACAGCAACAACAGCAAUGGCAGUCUCAUAUAAUCUCACCAAUUUCGCAUCCGUUUCUCUAAAUUCCCCUCGCAUUCUUUCGUCUGCAAACAAGUCAUCCAUUUUCUGUGUUCCUUUCACCAACCUUUCCAGCGUCCAUGGCGGCUCGAGACGAUGGAGACCCAUGUCGGUUCAGGCCAUGGCUUCCUCCUCCUUCGGUUCCCGGCUCGAAGAGAGCGUUAAGAAGACGGUGGAUGAGAACCCUGUUGUCGUCUAUUCCAAAACUUGGUGUUCGUACUCAUCUGAGGUGAAAUCGUUAUUCAAAAGGCUUGGUGUGGAGCCGAUCGUGAUUGAAUUGGAUGAACUGGGAUUGGCUUUGAACUUCUCUAUGUUUUACUACGAGAUUCUAAAUUCUCCUGACCGGGCUUGCAGUCUUGCCAAGCAGGCUUAUCAAGAGUCAACCGAUCUGAUGGGUAUUUGGACCACCUUGGAUGACUCACAGAAGCCAGAUUUCAUUAAAGUGUUUAUGGAGAGCCUUUGAGCAUUUGGGGUUUUAGUAUUUGUGGUUUUAGUAUGGGGAACUUUAUCAACUUCUAAGUGUUUUCAUUAUUACUUUAGCAAGACAUUAUUUGUUUUUUAAGUCAGGACGAAUGUUUGAUUUUGGAUAUUUCAUGUUUAAGUUAUGCAUAUUUCAUUUUCUUUGUUUAA